UUCUAAAAUUAACAUUAACAGCACUAAUGUGAUUCUAAAGUUGAGCUAGUGAGCUAAACACAAAGCUUGGUAAAUUCAAGUACACUGCUAAUUAAUUGCAUAUACUGACUGUAUGAUUUUUCUUGAGCUUCUCCUUUAGAAACUGAGACAUCUUACUACCUCUAAUUUGCUUGUAUGGAAAUUGCUUUUUGACUCCAUAACAUUUUGUUCCACCUCUCUGGAUCUUGUUUUAUAUCAGCUAUAUUUUGUGGCAAAGGAGACCAAAAUGAUACAGAAGGAGAAGCUGUAUUACCAUUUUACACAAAAGACCUCUAACCUUUUUAGGUAUUAUUUCCAAUCUUCUUCUCUACAGAGCUUUACAAAUUAUUCACUUCCUUUAACAGUCUGAAAUAGAAAGUUGAGCUGAAUUUGGCUUUCAAAGACCUCAUAAAAAAAAAUAUGUAAAGACUUUAUCAAAACAAGCCACUAUUAGGUGCUGAUUAGCUUAUGGUGAAAUAAGUUGAAAGACUUGAGCCCUAUUCCCUUACGAGAAAUUGACUUAAAGUGAGCUAUUUAUGUAAGGGCACUUAAAAAAUCCCAAAGCUCUGUAAUUUUGAGUGUCCAAUUUUUCUGAAUCUGAUUUUUCUGUGUCUCUAACAUUGAAACAAAAUCAAUAGAAGCUGAGAUGAUUCAACGGUUCUUAAAAAUGAGGCCUUUGGUAUCAAAAAUAGAAACAAUCAAAGUUAGAUCAAUCUUUGCAAACUGAAGUCUAAAUUUUUGGGAUCUAACCUUCCUGCGAUGUCACAAGAGUGUCAUAGAUAAAACUCUUCAUAUUUAUUACAAACAGUAAUAAAUAAAAAAUACCUUCUCUGCACAAAAGGUACCUUAAAUAAGUAAUACUGCAGAUGCACAAGAAACCACUGGGAAGUUAGGACAUGCCACCAGUGUGGUUUCACAGCGAGUUAUACAUAAUACAAAAGCCUUUUACCUUUAUGAUACCUGUGGCAGGUACUGUACAGGAUUUGACAUGAAAGAAGGCGACAGAAGAGCAUCGAUCCUCAGCCAAGGAAAAGACUUUGACGUUUGUAUUAUUCCAUCACACAGACUCAUGGGGCACCUGCUGUGCCUAAAACUCAGGUGCUUUCCCAGAUGCAGCCUAAUGGCUCUUUGCCUUCCCAAAAGGGGCCUCCGACGUUCCACCUCCAUCAAAGGAAGAGGGGACAUGCUUGACAGGGAGAGAAUUAAGUGAACAGCCCUACAAUACUUUGAAGAUGCAGAAGGCCAAGUUUUAGAGAGGAAAUGCAUUCCUUUGUGCAAAUAAAUAUGUGCCAUUGCAUUUGUUCGGUGUGGCAGCUCCAAAACAACCACCUGCUGCAGUGGAAGCUUUGAGCAGAUCGAAGUUCCUUUGUGGGCAAAGAAGGGUCAUUUUGUGCAUCUGCGGAGCCUGAGAAAACGCAGCCUGCAACACCUUGGCAAUUCAGUGCACCCACAAGGAAGCAGAUGACUAUCCUCCCCUGCAAGGUGCUGGCUUUCAAAAUAACAAUAAUUUAAUUUAAAAAAAUUACAGAGCCAUUUGUGACUGUCUACUGUAAUUAUUUUACAUGGAAAACAAGUUCAGUCCGGCCUCAACCAGGGGAAAACAGAAACAUCUACUAAUAGAGAAGAAACAAAGUUUAAUUUGCCCAUGGAUCACUGAAGUCCAGAAAUGUGCAUUCAUUUUGGGUGGACUCUGCCCCUUCUCUGCAUUUAAGAUUCAGGAGUAAGAGCCAGCAGACCUUUAAGAGGAAGCCAACCCUCGCAAUUUGUAUCCACUCCUGGCUUUACCGACUGCUGCCUCAGUAAUAAACAACCCAGAAGCUGAAUACAUCAAUAAAUAAAUAAGGCUAUUUUAAGAGGUGACAUGAACCUUGAAGAGUAUUUUGCGAGAACUGGCUAUAAAGGUUCCCUUGAAAAACAAGAUUUGGAAACACUCACCGACAUAUUCCAGCACCACAUCCGUGCUGUUCCCUUCGAAAACCUCAGCAUCCAUUGCGGGGAGAAAAUUACUUUGGAGUUUGAGCAGGUUUAUAACAAAAUCGUGCGGAGGAAGCGGGGUGGCUGGUGCAUGGAGAACAACCAGCUGUUGGGCUGGGUCCUGAAAUGCCUGGGGUACGACGCCAGCUUUCUGGGAGCGUACGUGUUCAACCCGCACCAAAACGCCUACGCCACCAUCAUGACCCACCUUCUUGUAAAGGUGGUCAUCGAUGGCAAAGCCUAUAUUGUUGACGGAGGCUUUGGUGUAUCCUACCAGAUGUGGCAACCGAUGGAGCUCGUGUCAGGGAAAGACCAGCCCCAAGCUCCCGGCGUCUUUCGCUUCACGGAAAAAAAUGCCAUCUGGUACCUUGAGAAAAUGAGGCGGAAACAAUACAUCCCCAAUCAAAAUUUCUCCAAUUCUGAUCUUCUGGAGAAAAAAGAGUGUCGGAAAGUUUAUAUGUUCAGCCUUGAGCCACGGACAGUGGAAGAUUUCCGUUUCCAGUGCACCUACCUGCAGACGUCUCCCGAUUCCCUCUUUACAAAGAAGUCCAUCUGCACUCUCCAGACCACCGAUGGCUUUCGAGCGCUAAUUGGGUGGACACUCACUGAGACCACAUACAACUACAAAGAAAAUAUGGAUCUGGUGGAAUUCGUAACUCUGGAAGAUGAAGAGGUGGAAAAAACCCUCAAAGAGAAAUUCAACAUAACCCUGGAUAGAAAACUUGUCCCAAUUAACGUCAAAGGAUUUUACACAAUCUAGAUGGCCAGAAAAAACCUACAAUAAUGCUAUGUAUGUGCAGUACCUUCCAGUCUGCACAAUCACUACUGUAAGAUUAUGGGAUUCUUUUGCAGGAGAUUGAAGGAAAAAUACAUUAGUACCAGAUUAAAGUGAAUUUCACUCUGGGAAAAAAUCAAGAAAUUUAAGACUCUUCUGUCAGGUAGAUAGAAUUAUUUGCUGUGAGAUGACUGCAGUUCAAUUUUUGGCACAAAUGUAGGAUCUGAUUUGAAUCUGGUUAUAAACUUGGGUAAUAAAUACGUCUGGGGAAUUUUGGAGUGCCUAUAGCACAUAAA
Molecule: messenger RNA, 3063 nt
Organism: Calidris pugnax (ruff)
Lineage: Eukaryota; Metazoa; Chordata; Aves; Charadriiformes; Scolopacidae
Product: arylamine N-acetyltransferase, pineal gland isozyme NAT-10
Exons: 2
Coding region: 1880-2752 (290 amino acids)
Molecular function (GO): acetyltransferase activity
Source: RefSeq, a predicted model, not a curated record